Molecule: messenger RNA, 2684 nt
Organism: Amblyraja radiata (thorny skate)
Lineage: Eukaryota; Metazoa; Chordata; Chondrichthyes; Rajiformes; Rajidae
Gene: xkr9
Product: XK, Kell blood group complex subunit-related family, member 9
Exons: 3
Coding region: 342-1574 (410 amino acids)
Cellular component (GO): membrane
Source: RefSeq, a predicted model, not a curated record
GAUGUCAGAAGACCAUCACACACGUGGAGAAGCUUGGAGUGAAUAUUAUCGGAUGUGAAUGUGAAAGCAUCACGCGGACACACCCCGCCUCUUCCUCGACAGUUUGUGCAUGGACUUUAGCCCCCAAACACACAGGCAAUAAUUCGCGUUAUUGAGCGGCCAUUCGCACUGUUCCUCUGUGACUGAUAAUUUACAACCUUAUUAUAAACUAAAUUAGCAUUGAAAGAAUUUAGGCGUCAUUUCUGGGAACCGUCGUGUCAACUAGGAAAGUGAAAGAGAAAAAAAGACUUCGCCGCGGGGGAUAUGGAUUGACAGUAAGAAAUAUUAACGAUAGAUAGAUCAUGGCAACUGAGCAAAACUUUGGCAAGUGGAAUUUUGCACUGUUCCUACUUGGUUUUGCGCUGUACCUGACUGACAUUGGGACCGAUCUUUGGGUUGCUGCUGUGUACUACAUCGACGGGUACCGAGUGUGGGCUCUCCUGGUGCUGUUAGUGAUACUGGUUUCUGCAGUGAUCCUGCAGAGUUUCAGCUGGUCCUGGUAUGAAGACGAUGAGAAUAAUCCAGACCUCGGUAACCCAGGCAGCGUCUGUGGGCGUUGGUGUCGCCGUGUGCUGCAUAUUUUUCAGAUGGGAGUGCUGUUCAGAUACAUAAAGGCACUUGAUUAUGGAUACCGGGCAGCAUUUAAAACAGAAGAUACUCACAGGAAGGCCAUAUACUCAGUUACAGAUUUGAGCAUGUUACGGUUGUUUGAAGCAUUUUUGGAAACUGCACCUCAACUUGUUCUUCAGGCCUUCAUCCUGCUGAAAUCUGAUGACAGAGAAUAUAUUCAGUAUGUGUCUGUGAUUUUGUCAUGCAUGAGCAUGUCAUGGGCUACUUUGGACUAUUAUGCGGCACUAAAAAAAUCUUUAUCUGAUCAACCAAAGCUAACCUGCGGAUUCCCUUCUUUGUUGUACUUUUUUUACAAGCUGUUGACACUUAAUGCAAAAAUUUUGCUCAUAACCCUUCUGGCGACGACAAAUGUCAUCGUUGUCAUUGUCUACCUGUGUGUUUUAUGGUUGGUUAUGCUUAUUUGUGUAUUUGUGCAGAAUACAAACUUCUGUACAUCCACGAUUCAGGAAGUUAUUUACAAGGCAGUGGUUGCCAUCAUCUUAGUUUUCACCUUUUUCAAUAUAAAAAAUAAUAAUACAAGAUUGGUUAUGACCCUCUAUUAUACCUUUAGAAUUCUUGAAACUGUUUCACUUCUUGUCUUCUGCUGGUUUCUCAAAUGUUCUGCGGUUGAUAAAGACUUUGAUUUCCCUGUUAGUGUAACCAUUGGGUUGUCACUAAUACUAGGGGUUAUUUGCCUUGUGUUGUACUACAGUUAUUGCCAUCCAACAAGGGCAAAUGAUCAAGACGUUGAAGGUUCUGACAAUACACAGGAAUUACAAACAUUUUGUGAUGAAGUCGAUGGAUGCCUAUCUAAAAAGCCAACAGUUAUACUCAACAAUAUAAAUGAAAACAGCACUACGAUUCAUUCAACAGUUGCUAAAUCCAGAAAUAUAAAUAGUAGAUUAGCAAAUUGUUUAAGUGUUUAAUUAAAGAUAUCAUUGGAGUCAAUUGACUUCCUUCCACAGAUGGAGGGUGUUAUAUUUGGUGUCAAAAAUACGUCAUUGUUGGGACAUCAUAAUUUUCUGAUCUGAAGCCACUGAUGAUGCCACCCUAAGCCCACACUGCCUCCCCGCCUUCCAGACCAAGCUGCCAAUGGCGGCCCACACCUCCUCCCGGGCUGCUUCCAGGCCGCACUUACUGCCACUACCGCUGACCCACACAGAUUCCUUGGCCGCUCCAAGGCCGUUCCUGCCCCCACCACUGGCACCGGCGGCCCUUACCUGUAGUUUGGCCGCCCGAGGGUGGCGACCAAUGACUCUUACGAUCCCCGCCUCUCCUACGCUCAGCCACCAGCAAGCAGGGCAUCAACUCACCUGGAUUCCAGGCCCAGUCCCAGAUCGAGAGUCUGAAGAAGGGUCUCGACCUGAAACGUCACCUAUUCAUGUUUUCCAGAGAUGCUGCCUGACCUGCUGAGUUACUCUAGGACUUUGUGUCGUUUUGCGCAUAAACCAACCUCCACAGUUCUUUGUUUCUACAACUUACACAAUGAUAAUUCCUUACUCGGAUAGAGUGGAAAAUUGUUAAUAAUGGGCACCAUUCCCUCCCCUCUGGUCAAUUAUAACGAGAAUUUACUGUAUCGCUGUUGCGAGCAUCAUGAGAAUAGCACAGAGAAUGAACUUUCAUUUACAAGACACUUUUCAUGGCUUCAGGAUGUCCCACAGUAUAUUGCCGCCAAUGAGGUAGUUAUGAUGCAUUGUUAUUUUAAUUGCAUGAAGCAUGUGCCAAUUUACACAAAAUGCUCUUUUAAUGAAAAUUGAGAUGAAUGCCAGACAAUUAGUUGCAACUAUAUCGCUCGAUGGAGUUGAGGGUGAUGAGAAGAUAUAGGGUAGGGCUAGUCAUUGGGUGUUGGGGAAUGAGACAUGGACUCGUAUAUUCAGCUGGGAUACCUAGGGAACUUUUCUGGUGCUGAAUAGCCUCCUACUGUAUUUUUUAUUCACACUCAGAUUGUGGUUUGGUUGAACAUAUCAACCAACAGAAAACAACUCCUUUAACUCUGAGGUGCCAGAGAAAUCUCAUUGUUUUAUUUAUGAAUUUUU